AUGGCGACCGAAGGAUUGACUGAGAAAAUCCGUCUUGAGGACGGAAAGUCCGAGCACGCGAAUGGUAGUAACGAAGCAAACGGGAAAGCUGUACAAGAAGAGGUUGAGGAUAAAAUUGAUGACCUUACAGUGGAUGACCAACAAGAAGCUACAAAAAAGAAGAAGAAGAAAAAUAAAAGCAAGAAGAAAAAAGAACCACCUCAGCAAACUGAUCCUCCAUCUAUUCCUGUGAUUGAACUUUUUCCAUCUGGCGAGUUUCCAGAGGGUGAAAUUCAACAAUAUGCAGACGAUAACUUGUGGAGGACUACAUCUGAGGAAAAGAGGGAAUUGGAGCGACUGGAAAAACCAAUCUAUAAUUCUGUUCGCCAAGCAGCAGAGGUCCACCGUCAGGUUCGGAAGUACAUUAAGCAAAUUUUGAAGCCCGGAAUGUUGAUGACUGACCUGUGUGAGACCUUGGAGAACACAGUUCGUAAAUUAAUAUCUGAGAACGGUCUACAGGCUGGUAUUGCAUUUCCUACAGGAUGCUCGUUGAACUGGGUUGCUGCCCAUUGGACCCCGAAUUCUGGGGAUAAAACUGUUCUUCAGUAUGAUGAUGUGAUGAAACUGGACUUUGGAACUCACAUUGAUGGGCAUAUAGUGGAUUGUGCAUUUACUGUGGCAUUCAACCCCAUGUUUAAUCCACUGCUCGAGGCCUCGCGUGAAGCUACCAAUACGGGAAUUAAGGAAGCUGGGAUUGAUGUUCGCCUAGGUGACGUAGGUUCUGCAAUUCAAGAGGUCAUGGAGUCAUAUGAGGUUGAAAUCAAUGGAAAGGUGUUCCAAGUUAAAAGUAUCCGAAAUCUAAAUGGGCAUAGCAUUGGACAUUAUCAAAUCCAUGCUGGGAAAUCUGUUCCAAUUGUGAAAAGAGGAGAGCAAACAAAAAUGGAAGAAGGUGAAUUUUAUGCAAUUGAGACCUUCGGAUCCACAGGGAAGGGAGAAGUUAGAGAAGAUCUUGAAUGCAGCCAUUACAUGAAGAAUUUUGAUGCUGGUCACAUUUCACUGCGGUUACCUAGAGCAAAACAGCUAUUGACAACAAUUAAUAAGAAUUUCUCUACAUUGGCUUUCUGCAGACGUUAUCUAGACCGCAUUGGAGAAACUAAAUAUCUGAUGGCACUGAAGAACUUGUGUGAUGCUGGUAUCGUUAAGGCGUAUCCUCCUCUGUGUGACAUUAAGGGCAGCUAUGUAUCGCAGUUUGAGCAUACAAUUCUACUUCGUCCGACUUGCAAAGAAGUGGUAUCCAGGGGUGAUGAUUAUUGA
Molecule: messenger RNA, 1293 nt
Organism: Fraxinus pennsylvanica
Lineage: Eukaryota; Viridiplantae; Streptophyta; Magnoliopsida; Lamiales; Oleaceae
Source: the annotation of a GenBank genome assembly